AUUUCUACCUGAUUCUACCCAUUCCUACUCACUUCUACUAUUGUAAUUAUUAUUCUUAUCUCAAUAUCGUUGACCACCACAGACCUAUUUCAUUCCAUUAUUGCGCAAAGCGUUGAAGUAGAAGUCACAGCAAAAGUUUUUCCGCAAUUUCAUCUUUAAAAACAUUAGUGCUGCACUAAUAAAACGCUAAUUUUUGGUACUACCGUUUGUAUCCAAAAUGCCGGCCAAAGCAGUCUGCGUAUUGAAUGGAGAUGUUAAAGGCACUGUUUUCUUCAGCCAAGAGAAUGAUAAAGCCCCAGUGGUGGUGACAGGAGAGGUGUCAGGCUUAGCAAAGGGUAAACACGGUUUCCACGUGCAUGAGUUUGGUGACAACACAAACGGCUGCACAUCUGCUGGGGCCCACUUUAACCCCAACAAGCAGGAGCACGGCGCUCCCAACGCCACCAUACGCCACGUUGGCGACCUCGGCAACAUUGAGGCCACCGCUGAUGGUGGAGUCACCAAGGUUUGCAUCCAAGACUCUCAGAUCUCCCUGUGUGGACCCAACAGCAUCAUCGGACGCACCCUGGUGGUGCACGCCGACCCUGAUGACCUCGGUAUUGGCGGGCAUGAGCUCAGCAAGACCACCGGCAACGCGGGCGCUCGCAUCGCAUGCGGUGUCAUUGGCCUGGCCAAGUCUUAACUUGCACAAACCCGAUAUUACAUCCCUUGGUGUAUGUUGAUCCAAAUAUUGGCUAUAGAAUCUGGCAAACAGUUGCAUAUACUUAAAAAUAAAUUCUAUAAUUAUUCUCGUUGAAAUUGUCUACUUAUUUAUUGUCUAUGCAAGGAUGUGUAAUAUUUGGACCACAUUUUCACAACUGUUGUAGGUACUGAAUCUGUCAUUAUAAAUGAAUAUAGUCUCACAUUAUUCAUUUAAUGCUAAAAUAGAUUUGUGCAUUCCUUGAAGCAAUACUAUUGCUAUAAUCCAGUGUUGGCGGCCCCCUCGGUGAGGUGUAGGGAACAUUGUUGUUUGAACUGUAUGCUUAUUUUGUUUUCAAUAAAUAUUUAUAACUAGAA
Molecule: messenger RNA, 1056 nt
Organism: Papilio xuthus (Asian swallowtail)
Lineage: Eukaryota; Metazoa; Arthropoda; Insecta; Lepidoptera; Papilionidae
Source: RefSeq, a predicted model, not a curated record